AUGGCGACUAAGGUGCCUGUUUACUCGACCAACGACCUCAAGUCCACUAGCGAUGACGCCCUAGUGCCCUACUUGACCAACCUCCCCGCGCCCUACACCUUCACACCAGACCACACCAAGACCAACGUCCGCUUCGCGUUGGGAUAUAGCGCCGUCGCGAUCUCAGCAUUCACCUUCUAUGCAGACCGCAAGCUAGGCUGGGAGGCCGCCACAUCGCCUUGGAUCAUUAUCGCUGUAUGCUCGUAUUUCAUCCUCAACACCGCCCUGACAUAUUGGAUUUGGGCUGUUGAAGCUGGGGAGGUAUUUCACGGGAAGCGCAAAACUGGAGAGACGAUAUCUAUCUCCUCGUCUGUCGAUAAGAACUCUGUGCCCUAUAAACUCCACGUCCAAUACAAGUCCCCGGCUGGCAAGGUCCUGCAGGAAAAGCGCUUCGAAGCUCCCUUUACAAAAUGGUUCUCGGCUGACGGCGUGUUUCACCCGGAGCCGUACCGACGCUGGCUGGCAAGUGAAGUUGAUGUACUAAGGCUUGCGGCAAAGGAAAAUGAGAAGAAGACCAGUGAUUCCGGACGAUAG
This is a messenger RNA of Penicillium odoratum, 573 nucleotides long. RefSeq names its product signal peptidase complex subunit 2. Gene Ontology annotation, biological process: protein targeting to ER. The record is from RefSeq and is a predicted model, not a curated record. NCBI's taxonomy places the organism in Eukaryota, Fungi, Ascomycota, Eurotiomycetes, Eurotiales, Aspergillaceae. Bases 1 to 573 code for a protein of 190 amino acids. Gene Ontology annotation, cellular component: signal peptidase complex; membrane. The transcript has 3 exons.